Messenger RNA from Strongylocentrotus purpuratus (purple sea urchin), 1706 nucleotides. RefSeq names its product alpha-(1,3)-fucosyltransferase fut-1. Gene Ontology annotation, molecular function: alpha-(1->3)-fucosyltransferase activity. Gene Ontology annotation, cellular component: membrane. The transcript has 2 exons. NCBI's taxonomy places the organism in Eukaryota, Metazoa, Echinodermata, Echinoidea, Camarodonta, Strongylocentrotidae. The record is from RefSeq and is a predicted model, not a curated record. The coding region runs from base 107 to 1489 and encodes 460 amino acids.
GACUGUACACACACGUAUAUCAUUUUGGUGAACAUGAAGUCCACAUUGAGUCAAGUAUCUAUCGUCUCACCUUUCAAACAUUGAAGUUGCUUAAAUUGCCGGUAGAAUGAGAAGGUCUAUACAGAAAUGGACAAUAUUUAUGACCAGGCGAAGAAUGGUAAACGCCAGGCAGCAGAUAGUUGGCAUGGUAAUCUUCAUCAUUGGUGUUUUCAUCCUCAACGCCAUCCUCCAGACAAAGUCCUUACAGAACACCUCACAGGUUCCGGAUGGUAGCAACUAUGUCAAUGGGCCUCAUCAUGUCACUGUUUUAACCUUUAAAUCUUUCCCUGACGUGCCUACAAACUGUGUGAAGAGAGUCCACAUUUUCGGCAACCUGACCGAUAUGGCGAUCUGGCCAGAACUGUCAUCAUGGUACAACCUGUUCAAGAGGGGUCAGUUUUUUAAACACACCGCAGAUGUCUUCUGCCCUCUCUACAAUUGUACCCUCCGUUUCACGAUUGGGACCAAUCUAACUCAUUUGAAGGGAAAGGAUGCUGUCAUAUUUGGCGCACUUCCAAAGGCCUUUGAAGGAAGACUCCAUGAUAUGAUUUCCAAGGACCCCGAGCCUACGCAAACUUGGUUUUAUUAUAGCACUGAAACACCACUCCGUGUCGUCCAUUGGAACCGAGAUGUUCGCGUUGCCGAUUUAAGGUAUCACAAAAUGAUGACCUAUCGUAGUGAUUCUGAUAUUCAUAUUCCUUUUGGGUAUUACCAAAAAAGACUAAAGCCUCUCACAGAUUAUGAAUUUAAUGAAAGAUACGGACGAAACAAGACGAAACUCAUUGCUUGGAUGGCGAGCAACUGCGCCCAGAUCUUCUGGCCUCGAAUACCGAUUGUGGAGCAACUCAGUCGCCGGUUACCGCUUGACACCUACGGAAGAUGCGGUAAGCUAUCCUGUUUACCGCAACGUUCCGAAAUGUGUAAGCUCAUGUUGCAACAAUAUAAAUUCUACAUGACUCUUGCAAACUCGGAGUGCCACGAGUACAUCACAGAAAAGUUCUGGGAUCAGACGAUAAGCCAGGGUAUCGUUCCCGUCGUCUACGGCGCGCCAAAAUCGGACUUUCAAAAAAUAGGACCUCCAAACUCCUUUAUCCACCUCUCAGACUUUUCAUCACUGAAAGAAUUGGCGGGACAUCUUAAGAGACUUGAUACCGAUCACGAGUCUUAUAUGAAAUACCUAGAAUGGAUUCGAGAUUACGAAGUAGUUAGUACAUUUCCUAUCCAGAUUACCCACCUUUGUCGAAUUAUACCCCAUUUAUACAAUGGAACAGCCCCUGAACUGCAUAGACUGGGCGACUCAACUUGGUACAAGGGGUGUCGAAAUCUACCUAAUGAGGACAUUUUCACCCCAUUUUGGCCUCGAGAGCAAAUGCUUGCUUAUUUCACAUGGACUCCGUGGGGUUCGGAAAGAGAUGGAAUGAAUAAAGGAACAAAUAUAAAACCAUUCUAAUAUAUAUAUCUUUAAAGCGCUUUGAGAGGGCCUUCGGUCCUGAAAAGCGCUAUAUGAGAACUAGCUAUUAAUAUUAUUAUUAAUGUUAUCAAACACACUUGACAAGAGGUCUUUGCUUCUUGGAUAAUAAAGGAGUCUACCUUUUUACACUUUCUUUUCAACACAGAUUUGGAUGUGAUAUUGAAUGAAAUAUUGAAUAAAAUAAUUUUACAUGAUA